Carassius gibelio (silver crucian carp) is the source of this 3823-nucleotide messenger RNA. It is a transcript of the gene slc35d1b, whose product is annotated as solute carrier family 35 member D1b. The transcript is spliced from 13 exons. Bases 266 to 1267 code for a protein of 333 amino acids. Gene Ontology annotation, cellular component: Golgi apparatus. Gene Ontology annotation, molecular function: GDP-fucose transmembrane transporter activity; antiporter activity. The record is from RefSeq and is a predicted model, not a curated record. NCBI's taxonomy places the organism in Eukaryota, Metazoa, Chordata, Actinopteri, Cypriniformes, Cyprinidae.
ACGCUGCUGUUACACACUUGGUUCCAUUUACAGAAUUACCGGACUUACGUCCUCCCGUCCUCGGGAGUUCACACUUCCAAGUUGAAUUUGGGAAGUCCGAACUAUACCGAGGACGCAAUCCGAACACACGGUGUAUUGAGAAACGGCCACAGUCUCUGAAUUGGAACACGGCUGUCCCUUCAAAAACUUCAACACUGGGAACGAUUUUUUAUGCAGAAAAUUGAUUGGACCUAUUUAACAGAAAGCCGCAUGCAUCUGGGUAGACAUGGCGGAUAUACGAAAACGUCUCUGUGUGAGUUCCACUGAGAAUGACCAAAAAGAUAAUAUUUCCCGAGAAGGCGGAACUGGCACAUCUGCAUUAUUUGUUAAGUUAUUUGCUGCAGGUUUCUAUGGGCUCUCUUCUUUCCUUAUUGUUGUCGUUAACAAGAGCGUUCUCACUAAUUACAGAUUCCCGUCCUCUUUAGCAGUGGGAAUUGGACAAAUGUUUGCAACGGUUGUUGUGCUGCGAGGAGCAAAAUCAUUAAAUGUGGUAGAUUUCCCAGAUUUUGAUAGGCAUGUACCUCAUAAGGUGUGGCCACUUCCUUUAAUCUAUGUGGGAAAUCAGUUAACAGGUCUGUUUGGAACAAAACAACUAAAUCUGCCAAUGUUUACUGUGCUCAGAAGAUUCUCCAUUUUAUUCACAAUGCUGUUUGAGGUUUACCUCCUAAGAAAGGAGUUUUCAUGGUCCAUAAAGGCAACCAUAUUCACCAUGAUCCUGGGAGCUUUUAUUGCUGCAAGUACUGAUUUAGGUUUUGACCUCUACGGAUACGUGUUUAUUACACUUAACAACAUUCUGACUGCUGCUAAUGGGGUUUAUAUGAAACAAAAACUGGACUCCAAGGAGCUGGGAAAAUAUGGGCUGCUCUAUUACAAUGCUUUAUUUAUGAUUGUCCCCGCUAUGAUUUUAGCGUACUUAACUGGAGACAUUAAGAAAGCUUUGGAUUAUAAUGAUUGGGCUGACAUUUUAUUUGUGAUUCAGUUUGUGUUAUCAUGUGUCAUGGGGUUUAUACUCAUGUACUCAAUUAUGUUAUGCACCCAUUAUAACUCUGCUUUGACGACUACAAUUGUCGGUUGUAUCAAGAAUAUCUUAGUGACAUACAUUGGGAUGGUGUUUGGUGGAGAUUACAUCUUUACUUGGGUGAAUUUUAUUGGCCUCAACAUCAGCAUUGCUGGCAGUCUUGUGUACUCUUACAUUACUUUCACUAAGGAACAAAAAAAAGAAUGUUGAUGAAACAAGUUCAAAAGUAAGAAGAUAAUACCUAUGGGAGACAAGAAGACAGUCAGCAGGGUGUUCACACAGUCUCAUUUCACAACACCUUGAGUGCAUCAGAAACCAGCGAUUUUCUCAGCACCCUUGGUUUUGUUGAGAUAUGAUAUGACAAGAUGUUGGAUAGAUAAGGAAUUAUUUCCUGUUAUGAAAUCAAUAUGAUCCUUUUGUCUUUGUAAAUUGAAAAGUCCUCAACCGUAGUAGUUCAAGUCAGACUGUUCAAUUUCCUUUUUUUUUUUUUUUUUUUGAGGUAUCAAUUUUUUUUAAUUAGUAUUAUCAUUGUGGUAAUUAACAUUAUGAUACAAUUUAUAAUACAAUGUGAUGCUGUUGAACAUGAAAGAAUAAUAAUAAUAAUAAUAAAAUACAAUAAGUAAAAAAUAUAAACUUUUGUAUAAAUUGAUUUUUACUCCUAUUUUUCACUAUUUCAUCAGUUUUAAUGAUUCUGUGUUAAGGAUCCUCAAAUGCAAACUGUUUUACUUCAGGAGAGCAAUCAUACAUUUGUGUGGUUUAAUUGGCUUCAUUGUUCAUAUAAUCAUUUAAUAAUUUUAUUACAUUUAAUCAUAUGAUAAUGAUUGUAACUAUUUAUAUUAUCAUUUAAUUAAUUAAUUGAUUGAUUAAUUUUAUUGUUUUUUAUAUACAGUAUUGUUCAAAAUAAUAGCAGUACAAUGUGACUAACCAGAAUAAUCAAGGUUUUUCGUAUAUUUUUUUAUUGCUACGUGGCAAACAAGUUACCAGUAGGUUCAGUAGAUUCUCAGAAAACAAAUGAGACCCAGCAUUCAUGAUAUGCACGCUCUUAAGGCUGUGCAAUUGGGCAAUUAGUUGAAUUAGUUGAAAGGGGUGUGUUAAAAAAAAUAGCAGUGUGGCAUUCAAUCACUGAGGUCAUCAAUUUUGUGAAGAAACAGGUGUGAAUCAGGUGGCCCCUAUUUAAGGAUGAAGCCAACACUUGUUGAACAUGCAUUUGAAAGCUGAGGAAAAUAGGUCGUUCAAGACAUUGUUCAGAAGAACAGCGUACUUUGAUUAAAAAGUUGAUUAGAGAGGGGAAAACCUAUAAAGAGGUGCAAAAAAUGAUAGGCUGUUCAGCUAAAAUGAUCUCCAAUGCCUUAAAAUGGAGAGCAAAACCAGAGAGACGUGGAAGAAAACGGAAGACAACCAUCAAAAUGGAUAGAAGAAUAACCAGAAUGGCAAAGGCUCAGCCAAUGAUCACCUCCAGGAUGAUCAAAGACAGUCUGGAGUUACCUGUAAGUACUGUGACAGUUAGAAGAUGUCUGUGUGAAGCUAAUCUAUUUUCAAGAAUCCCCCGCAAAGUCCCUCUGUUAAAAAAAAGGCAUGUGCAGAAGAGGUUACAAUUUGCCAAAGAACACAUCAACUGGCCUAAAGAGAAAUGGAGGAACAUUUUGUGGACUGAUGAGAGUAAAAUUGUUCUUUUUGGGUCCAAGGGCCACAGGCAGUUUGUGAGACUCUGAAACUCUGAAUUCAAGCCACAGUACACAGUGAAGACAGUGAAGCAUGGAGGUGCAAGCAUCAUGAUAUGGGCAUGUUUCUCCUACUAUGGUGUUUGGCCUAUUUAUCGCAUGCCAGGGAUCAUGGAUCAGUUUGCAUAUGUUAAAAUACUUGAAGAGGUCAUGUUGCCCUAUGCUGAAGAGGACAUGCCCUUGAAAUGGUUGUUUCAACAAGACAAUGACCCAAAACACACUAGUAAACGGGCAAAGUCUUGGUUCCAAACCAACAAAAUUAAUGUUAUGGAGUGGCCAGCCCAAUCUCCAGACCUUAAUCCAAUUGAGAACUUGUGGGGUGAUAUCAAAAAUGCUGUUUCUGAAGCAAAACCAAGAAAUGUGAAUGAAUUGUGGAAUGUUGUUAAAGAAUCAUGGAGUGGAAUAACAGCUGAGAGGUGCCACAAGUUGGUUGACUCCAUGCCACACAGAUGUCAAGCAGUUUUAAAAAACUGUGGUCAUACAACUAAAUAUUAGUUUAGUGAUUCACAGGAUUGCUAAAUCCCAGAAAAAAAAAAAUGUUUGUACAAAAUAGUUUUGAGUUUGUACAGUCAAAGGUAGACACUGCUAUUUUUUUGAACACACCCCUUUCAACUAAUUGCCCAAUUGCACAGCCUUAAGAGCGUGCAUAUCAUGAAUGCUGGGUCUUGUUUGUUUUCUGACAAUCUACUGAACCUACUGGUAACUUGUUUGCCACGUAGCAAUAAAAAAUAUACUAAAAACCUUGAUUAUUCUGGUUAGUCACAUUGUACUGCUAUUAUUUUGAACAAUACUGUAUAUAUAUAUAUAUAUUUUUUUUUCAUUGCUGUCUAGUCCUGUGUCUUUGUGUUUCAAUGGAUGUUUGUCUCCAUGAAUAAGAGAUAAGAGUGAAUGCUUAUUGAAAUUCAAGGUUUAUGGGAAGUUGUGAAGCAUUUUGGUAUAGCACUGGUUGUUGGUUUUGUAUUGGUCAGACGAAGUCUGAGCAUUGAAGCACACAAGCAUAAUAAUUUUAAGAUUAUUCAAUAAACUCUGCUUCAUUUUAUCAUCA